Molecule: messenger RNA, 1692 nt
Organism: Colletotrichum spaethianum
Lineage: Eukaryota; Fungi; Ascomycota; Sordariomycetes; Glomerellales; Glomerellaceae
Product: putative MFS-type transporter
Exons: 5
Coding region: 1-1692 (563 amino acids)
Biological process (GO): transmembrane transport
Molecular function (GO): transmembrane transporter activity
Source: RefSeq, a predicted model, not a curated record
AUGGCGACGAACAACCGCUGGCAGCUCCAGGGUGAGCAGGCUGGCCCGAAGCGUUCGGCCACCGUGUCGGUAUCGGAGUUCAAUGACGAGUUGGAUGAUUUGGAGAAGAGCGAGACGCUGGUCGUCGGUACAACAAACUUGUAUGUGAAUGGGCAGUUGAGGUUGAUUCCUAUGCCCACGCCCGACCCCAAGGUUGGUGCCCUCGCCCUGUCAGCGGAAGUUGUCAUUGGCGGUCUUCUCCCCGUCUUCAUCCUCGAGUACUCGGGCGUCGACCCGCACAUCCUCAACAACAUUGACUUCAAAUCCCAGAGCGGCGGCAGCGGCCUCAACAUCAACCCUUUGUCCGUCGUCCCCCCGGGUGUGAAGCCUGCCUCGCUCGAGGAGGUCAGUCUGUUGGCCACGAUACCUCUCCUGGCGAACGGCAUCGCGAGCUACUUCCUCGUCCCAACCUCCAUCUGGAUCGGCCGUCGUCCCGUCCUCAUCUUCGCCGCGACGAGCGCAUGGGCUGGCGGGCUCUUUGCUGCCUUCAGCACAAGCCUCCAUCAGCACUUGGCUGCGAGAGUGGUCAUGGGCUUGGGGGCCGGCGCGGUGGAGGCACUGAUCCCGCUCAUUGUUCAGGACAUGGUCUUUAUUCACCAGAGGAACAAGGCCAUGUCGGCUGUGGUGUCCAGUCAGGGAAUCAUCAUCAUUGGUCUUGGUGUUUUGGCGCCCUGGGUCUCAUCCAACUAUACGUGGAGGUGGAUGUACUACAUCACCUCUGGUCUGGGCGUGUUGGCAUGGGCCAUCCUCAUUGCUUUCUUGCCCGAGACCCGAUGGAAUCGGUCCCAACAGGAGCUCAGUGGUCAAACCACUUAUCCUGUUAUGCCCGGCAAGAACCGACCUGAGCUCGACUACGUCAACUUUACCCCGCGCACUCUCUGGACCAACAUCGGCGUCUUCCAGAACGGGUUCGAGUUCAAGCGUGCUGCCAAGUCCAUGUUCGACGCCCUCCGAUCGACCUACUUCCCUGCCGUCAUCUGGGCUGUCCUCGUCAAUAGCUCCGGCAUCGUCAUCAACCAAGCCUCCCAACAGAUCACGCCUUUUGCGCUGCUUGCUCAGGGCUGGGAGUUCCAGUGGACCGGUCUCACAGUGCUGCCAUUCUUUGCCGCGUCGGCUCUUGUCUACGUCUUUGGCGGCCCCGUGGCUGACAAACUCUCCAACGCGGUGACGAGGUGGCAAGGUGGGAGCCGAGAACCGGAGCACCACCUCGUCAACAUGAUUCUUCCACUCGUCUCUGGCGUUGCGGGCUGUUUUCUCUUUGGAACGGCCGGUGAGGAGAACUUGCACUGGGCCGUUCUCCUCGUUGGAUCGUUCCUGAUCGUCUUCGCCUUCUUGACGAUGAUGACCAUCCUCAGCGUCUUCAUCGUUGAGAGCUAUCCCCAGUGGGCAGGACCCGUGCUUGUAAAUGUCUCCUCGCUGCGCAUCGUCAUUGCCUUCUUCGUCGCCUCCAAGGCCACCGUCUGGAUCGCCGAGAAAGGCGCAAUUGGGACGUUUGCUCUGUACGCCGAGGCCCUCAUUCUCUUGUCUCUUGGGCUGCCAGUGCUCUACUUCUGGGGCAAGAGGCUGCGGCAAUGGACCGCGGGAAGCGUCAAGAGCAAGCAGAACAAGCGAAGCGAGAAGGAGAAGGCGCUUGAUGACGCAGCCUCCGUCUAA